CAAGUCCUUCCCUUCUCCUCAGGGUGGUGCUCAGUGACCUGUUUAACCGCUUCUACUGCUGUUUGGCACUUAUCUUAGCAACCAGACCAGAUGACAAGUUGAGGCUUGUCUAUGGUGAGAGGCCAAUGGGCUGAACUUCCUCAGCCUGCAGAGCAGCAGGUUGGCUGCACUGAAUCAUGCUGCAUUGCUCUGCUGCUACUAGACAAACACACAGGAGAGAUUUUGAAGAGCAGAAGUCUGUCAGUUUAACCUAACACCACCCCAGAAGAGCCACUGACACUGCAGCUGGAAGUCAGUCAGAAUGAGACACAACUUGAUGUUUUAAGAUGCCAUUGGACUGAUAUCAGCAUUUGGAGUAAAAGUCGGAGAGCAUGAUGAGAGUUUUUCUUGCCAUUUAACCUCGCCAUCUUUGUGAAAUCAGUUUCCUCCACGUGGAAAACGCAUCAGACAGCCGCUGCUUCAACCAACACGAACAGUGUCCAUUUGAUUCCUUCUCUGACUCUCAUCCUGUGUGAGUGAGGAGGUCACCAUGGCAACUGUGCCACAGGGGAUUGUGGGAAAGCCAAGGUUUGGCCCUAGUGACUGUCUGAUCGCAAUGUUGAGGGCUUGCUCCAGAGAUUCGACUGAGGCGAUUCAAACAAGACUGAAAUGCAUGCUGCAAAUGUUUCUACAGCAUUACAGGGACGCCGAGGGAAAUGAGAAUACCAAAGAGUUGGCAGCAAAGUGCUGCUACGAGGCAGGGGUUUGGUAUCACAGAAUCUUGGAGAACCUGAUCAGUCAAGAGAGGAAAAGGCUGGGCUUCAGUGACAUCUCAGGCAUCUUGGAGCAUGAUCUUUUCCAGCGCUGUCUGGUGGCCUGUUGCUUGGAGAUCGCCGUAACCUCAAACAGCUUACCAUGUGACUUCCCACUGCUCCUUCAGAUCCUCAAACUGGCACCAUACCACUUUUGGAAGGUGAUUGAGCCUGUUUGGCGGGUCGGGUCAGGCUUGCCUCACUAUGUGGUCACACACCUCAUCCAAGUGGAAGAAAAGGUUUUGGAGAACUUGGCCUGGACCAGCGACUCACCACUGUGGGAUGAAAUCACACCCAACGAGGGCCAUAUGCCCACCUGCCAACAGGUAAUGCAUCCAAAUAGGCUCGAAGGUCCAAUGCAAACGGAUCCAGGUGUGCCGAGAGUGGAUGUCAGUUUGGGGAUGAACCACUCAGCCAGGACAGAGCAGAAGCGUUCCCCAUCAGCUAUAAACAGACAAGAGAAAAGCAGCUCCCUCCAUCUGUUUGCUCGGAAGGUUUACAGCUUGAUGGCCAAGCGUCUGAGGGAGCUGUGUUCCACGCUGGAAAUAUCUGAUGAGCUGCGAUUAAAGAUCUGGACCUGCUUUGAGUAUUCCUUGGUCCACUGCUCUUGUCUAAUGGUAGACCGUCACCUGGACCAACUGCUCAUGUGUGCUAUCUACAUCAUAGCUAAGAUUACCAAGAUGGAGAUACCCUUCAAACAGAUAAUGAAAUUCUACAAGUCACAGCCACGUGCCAACAAAAGUGUCUGCAAAAACGUGCUGAUUUCAGAAAAAAUGGAGGAAAAUUCUGCCAUCAAUAAUGGAAAGCACAGCAGCACUAUCCUAACCCCCAACACACCAUCAACACAUUAUCCAAGACCUGGGCAGGAGGAGCGGGGCAAUCUCAUCCAUUUUUACAACCAGGUCUACACGACAAAGAUGCAGCAUUUUGCCAAACAGUUUGCUCAAACCUCAUUACGAGACACCCCUCCUUUGUCUCCAUACCCUCGACAGUGGAAAGCAUCUCCUCGCUGUUAUCAACUGUCGAACAGCCCGUCCAUCUACAUUUCACCAUACAACACAGAAACCCCUUCCCCUCACAGAACUGGGCUCUGCUACUACUUCAACUCAAGUCCCCCAGAGCUUCUGCGUGAGAUCAACAACAUGAUCAAAACGGGCAGGUCGCCAAACAUGCGAUGCUAUGCGGUAUCACUGGAUACAGAUGAGGAAGGAGACGGAUCCUCAGCCAAAAGGCUUCGUUUGGAUGGUCAGUCAGCCUGGCAGAGACGACUAAGGAAUGUGUUCAAUGAUCGCAUUACAAGAACGAAUCAGGACCAGGUCUAGCUUACUCCAGCUAACAUGCCCAACCCCCAAUCCGAUGGAAGUAAAGCACACAUUUGCUUUUUCUCAAAUUCUCUGUCAGCUCAAAGUACUAAAUUUCCAUUGCUUGGCUCUUUUGUUUGGAACCAUUUUUUCUCAUUGGUAUCAUUUUUUCUGAUACCAUAAGUCAUGGUGUCAGUUAUUAGACUCUCUAAGAAGAGUCUAAUAACUGACACCAUAUUUGAAGGCCCUGUGUGAUUAACUUGAGGAUGCACUCAUUUGUUCUCAUUAGACUGAUCUGUUUUUUAUGUUUGACUUACUCUUGGAAUUUUGAGGUCUGUGAAUAAGCCACUUUAUCCCCAGCACAAUAAUAGAAGACUGGUCAUCCUGGGUUGCUGCCUGAUGGAAGUGUCCUUCAUGAUAUUGUAUGAAUUUAAAGAAAGACAAGGCUGCAAAGUGCCCAGUGAGUUUUUCUUAGAUAAAAAAAGGACUUAGACAGGUCUUUAGCAACUAAAAGGCACAUUAGUUAGUGUUUGUCUGCGUCCACAGGAAUUAAUAUUUACAGUAAUAUGAAAACAUAAAUGUAUCCACAAAUGCAUCCAAUAGAAAUUUGGGUGAAAAUUGUUUUUUUUCUGCACAAAUUUAACAAUUCUGUUAUCUUAGUUUCACGACUCUGUAUAAUUGUGUAUGUGACAAAUAAAGGUUGUUUGUUUUGUUUGUUGUUUAUUGUUGUUGUUUGUUGUUAUCAUGGCUGAACAACUCUGUGUUAGAUGUGCCUUAGUAGCCUUGGUCUUUGCCUUUAUGUUAACUGUAAAACUUGACCUGUUAUGCAGGUCAAGUUUUUGCACUGUCUACAACACAAAGAGUUAACCGCAGAUCCUCUGAUGAAAGUUUGGGGUCUUUGGAGACUUGCAUAAUUUGCUGAGGCAACCCGUUAUGGAAAAUUUGGCAGCUAUUUAGCUACAAGAUUUUUUUUUUUUAGAUGAUUUGCAGAAUUAUUGAUUUUAAAUUAACAGGGGAACACCAAACCCUGAAUGCCGGAGGUUAAAAUAAGACUUAUUACUCUCUAAGAAGAGACUAAUAACUGACACCAUACAGUAUUUGAAGGCCCUUUGUGAUUAAUUUGAGGAUGUACUCAUUUGUUCUCACUAGACUGAUCUGUUUUUUAUGUUUGACUUACUCUUGGACUUUUGAGUGUACAUACUAACAUUAACCUCUGUCUAUGACCUGCAUGAAUACUGAAGUUUGAAGUGAUUUCAUUCUGACUGCAUAUUGGUGAUACUAGGGGUUUGAUGCAUACCACUCUAAAGUAAUUUAAAGUUGUUUUUACAUUCAACUUAUCGCAAAACUAUUGAGGAUAAACUAAAGUAAGACUUUUUCAAAAAAAAUAAAUGAAAAGUGCUGUUACAGUAGCAGAAACUUGCACUGGUCAACAUAAAUGUAGAAGCUAAAACAAAUUCAGUCUCAAUAAAUCUUUAAAAAUCCUCUCAGCAGUUUCAGCCACCGUUUAUUACAGACUGAGUAUCACAGCUGAUUCA
This is a messenger RNA of Oreochromis aureus, 3627 nucleotides long. Its product is annotated as retinoblastoma-like protein 2. Gene Ontology annotation, biological process: regulation of transcription by RNA polymerase II; negative regulation of G1/S transition of mitotic cell cycle; cell differentiation. The transcript is spliced from 15 exons. Bases 530 to 2113 code for a protein of 527 amino acids. Gene Ontology annotation, cellular component: chromatin; transcription regulator complex; nucleus. The record is from RefSeq and is a predicted model, not a curated record. Gene Ontology annotation, molecular function: RNA polymerase II transcription regulatory region sequence-specific DNA binding. NCBI's taxonomy places the organism in Eukaryota, Metazoa, Chordata, Actinopteri, Cichliformes, Cichlidae.